Clupea harengus (Atlantic herring) is the source of this 1559-nucleotide messenger RNA. It is a transcript of the gene slc25a3a, whose product is annotated as solute carrier family 25 member 3a. Lineage: Eukaryota; Metazoa; Chordata; Actinopteri; Clupeiformes; Clupeidae. Gene Ontology annotation, biological process: mitochondrial phosphate ion transmembrane transport. Gene Ontology annotation, cellular component: mitochondrial inner membrane. Gene Ontology annotation, molecular function: phosphate transmembrane transporter activity. The record is from RefSeq and is a predicted model, not a curated record.
UAGGCCUAAACGUAUACUUUUACCAACACAGGUAUAAAUCAGUCCUCUGACUCAGUCAUUAAAAUACUUUUAGGACUAUAACUAAGUUUUUUAGUCCAUACUCUUAUCACACAGGUUUUCUUCUCUACGAGUUGAAAAGGAUGCAUCUUGUCUACCCCGCUUUGUCGAGAGUGACGUAGUUAACGGGAGGACAGAUUGAUUUAGCAGAAGGUCAGUUGACGCCUGGGAGCCGCUGCACUGAGGAGGCGCCGUUUCGGACCACAGAGAAGCCAGGCUCCAGAAGAUGUAUCCAUACACGCUGACGCAGUUGACCAGGGCGAACCCUUUCUGCACCCCGGUUAUGGUCCUGCAUGAAGCUGAGGAGCCGGGACAAGACACACCUGUUGAGCCACACCUGAAACGUACACUCGCAGCGGCCUCACUUGAAGACCCUGAGGUGAGCUGCGAGUACGGCUCCAAUAAAUAUUACGCCUUGUGUGGCUUCGGGGGGAUCCUGAGCUGCGGCCUCACACACACGGCUGUCGUGCCCCUCGACCUCAUCAAAUGCCGCAUUCAGGUUGACCCGGACAAGUACAAGUCCAUCUUUACUGGCUUCUCUGUGACCCUGCGUGAGGAUGGGUUCAGGGGCCUGGGAAGGGGUUGGGCCCCGACCUUCAUUGGCUACUCCAUGCAGGGCCUGUGCAAGUUUGGCUUCUAUGAGAUGUUCAAGUCGUUCUACGCCGACAUGCUGGGGGAGGAGAACACCUACCUGUGGAGAACCUCUCUGUACCUGGCGUCGUCAGCCAGUGCGGAGUUCUUUGCUGACAUCGCCCUGGCGCCCAUGGAGGCGUGUAAGGUGCGCAUCCAGACGCAGCCGGGGUACGCCAACACACUCCGCGAGUGCUUCCCCAGGAUGUAUGGCGAGGAGGGGCUCAAUGGGUUCUAUAAGGGUGUGUACCCACUGUGGCUCAGGCAGAUCCCCUACACCAUGAUGAAGUUUGCCUGCUUUGAGCGCACCGUGGAGCUGCUCUACAAGCACGUGGUGCCCAAGCCCCGCAGCGAGUGCACCAAGAGAGAGCAGCUGAUGGUCACUUUUAUGGCCGGGUACAUUGCUGGUGUGUUCUGUGCAGUGGUCUCUCACCCAGCUGACUCUGUGGUGUCUGUGCUUAACAAGGACAGUGGGAGCAGCACUAUGCAGGUGCUCAGACGCCUUGGACCCCGAGGUGUGUGGAAGGGCUUGGUUGCUCGUAUCAUCAUGAUUGGAACCCUGACUGCCCUGCAGUGGUUCAUCUACGACUCAGUGAAGGUCUACUUCCGCUUGCCCCGCCCCCCUCCCCCGGAAAUGCCCGAGUCGCUCAAGAAGAAGAUGGAAUUGGCUAGCUUCUAGACGAGUCCCUACCUCCUUACCCAGAAUGCAACACGGGUCUCUUCAUGCUCUCAUCCACUCAAGUUUACAGCUCACAUCUCCGUUUUUGUAAACAUUCGUCAGCUGUACUAGAGUUAGUCACUUGACACUUCUGUCCAUGUAUCUGAAGAGGAGGGGUACCAUAACAAUAAGAAAUUAAACCUUGUAAUGGAAA